Capronia coronata CBS 617.96 is the source of this 1428-nucleotide messenger RNA. RefSeq lists its product as uncharacterized. The transcript is spliced from 2 exons. Gene Ontology annotation, biological process: calcium import into the mitochondrion; mitochondrial calcium ion homeostasis. Gene Ontology annotation, molecular function: uniporter activity; calcium channel activity. Bases 1 to 1428 code for a protein of 475 amino acids. NCBI's taxonomy places the organism in Eukaryota, Fungi, Ascomycota, Eurotiomycetes, Chaetothyriales, Herpotrichiellaceae. Gene Ontology annotation, cellular component: uniplex complex; mitochondrial inner membrane. The record is from RefSeq and is a predicted model, not a curated record.
AUGGCUCUGCGCGUGAGCUCUGCGGCGCGUCAGAUUGACACGCUCGGCCAUCUGUGUCGCCUGCGCCAACCGUUGUCUGGCGCCUCCUCGACCAGCUUUGGAAAGCAGCGAUACCUGCAUAGCAUAGGUCCUGGACUAGAAUAUUCAAAGCGCCCAACCUUGCGAGCUUCUACGCGGCUCCCUCACAGCUUCAGAAACAUUUCAGGCGAACAAAAGGCCAGAGAUCUCAAUCAGCAGGGGAUUGACGAUGCCCUCUCCGACUUUGACACUGCUGUGGCUCAAGAGCACGAGAAGCAAGACCGCACACCAUGGCACCGACAAGGCGCCGAGGAACCUCCAGUUCGAAAACAACGCUCAGCAGGAGCCAUGACCAAAGGCAAACUACUGACCACACCUUCGAGACUGCUCAAGCUUGUACUCCCUCUUACUACGGUAGACCAAAACUCCGAUCGCAAAGAUGUCGCCCCUCUUGCUCUAUUAAUCCAUCCUCAACAACCGCUCUCCUACCUCGAACGCCUGAUCCAAUCCGAACUACCCAGCAUCACCAAUGAAAAGGGGGAAGGCAGACUACCGAAGGUGGGCUUUCGAGCCAUGGAGUCCAAGGACGACGAGAUCAAAGGGUCCAAGAAGACACCCGAAGAGCAGGACGAAGGACUCGACACCUCCGAAGAGCCUCCUGCCGGUGGCGGCGUUGAGACAUACAGCGGCGCCGGCCGCGAAGGCACAGGCAAGGACGAGGGCGAAUUCGUUCGAUGGAGCCUGUCCACUGAGAUUGGCGACUUCAUCCGUGACGCGGCGAGAGCCAAGGAAUUCGAGGUCGAGAUCGAAGGGAGCCCCAGGCCAAUCAAGGUCGCCGUCCCUUCAUUCAAUGACAGAACCUUCUACUUGCGGCAAAGGCUACGCAGGGUCUCAAGGCAGAUUUCCGACCUGGCCGCGAUCAAGAAAGAAUGCGACGAAGCCGCCCACAAAAGCGGUCAGAGGAUCGCCAUGUCCGGAUGUGGUCUAUUGAUCGGUUACUGGUAUCUCGUGUAUCGAUUAACGUUUAAAACAGACCUCGGAUGGGACGUUAUGGAGCCGAUAACCUAUCUUAUCGGCUUAUCGGGCCUUAUCGGUGGUUAUAUGUGGUUUUUAUACCAUAAUAGAGAGGUUUCGUAUCGGUCGGCAUUGAAUAUUACGGUAAGCCGCCGUCAGAACCGCUUGUACGAGGCCAAGGGCUUCAAUGUGAAGCAAUGGGAGGCCCUGAUCGAGGAGGCCAACGCUAUCAGGAGAGAGAUUAAGGCCGUGGCCGCAGAAUACGACGUGGAUUGGGAUGAGACGGCUGACGAGCACGAUGAAGAGGUCACGAAAGCAUUGAGGGAGGAUCGGAAGAACUCCAAUGGCAAAUCGAAGUCAAAGAGCAAGGACGAGGCUGAAGAUGAUGACGAUUAA